Molecule: messenger RNA, 1045 nt
Organism: Musa acuminata AAA Group (dessert banana)
Lineage: Eukaryota; Viridiplantae; Streptophyta; Magnoliopsida; Zingiberales; Musaceae
Product: NDR1/HIN1-like protein 10
Exons: 1
Coding region: 76-702 (208 amino acids)
Cellular component (GO): plasma membrane
Source: RefSeq, a predicted model, not a curated record
GUAUUUCUACUCCCACAGAGCCUAUAGUCUUCACCUCCUCAAUUCUCCAUCGUGCCUGCCACCAACCCGACCUCCAUGGAAAGCACUAAGCGCGACCGGGACCGGGACCGCGACCGACUGCAUACCCUGCGCCGCCCGCGCCGCCCCAGAAUCCUUCACUGCGUAGCCAUCACCGCAGUCAGCCUCCUUGCGCUCGUGGGGAUUCUCGUACUAGUCUUCUGGCUCGUUGUCCGUCCCUCCUUGCUCAGGUGCUCCGUGGAAAAAGCCCACCUCCAGGGCUUCAACGUCACCGACAACGCCCUCAGUGCCACCUUCAACCUCACCCUGGAAGUUCACAACCCUAACCGCAAGGUCGCAGUGUACUUCGACCGGGUCGAAGUCGCUGUGUGGUACGACGGCCAGAUGCUGGCUCUUAACGAGGUUGCACCAUUCUACCAGCCGCGGCGGGACGUCAGGAUGCUCAAGGUCGACCUGGUGGCCCGUUCGAGGCCGCUGCUUAGCUCGGUGGAGACGAGUCUAAAGCAGGACCGGUCGGCUGGGGAGGCGGCGGUGGAGGUGAGGAUGAGGGCGAUGGUCAGGUUCAAGGUGGGGCUGCUGAAGACCGACCACUACACACUGCGGGCCUACUGCUUGCCGGUGCUCGUGCGCUUCUCGUCGUCGGUGACGCAGUUUCAGAAGGUCUACUGCGACGUUUACAUCUGAGGAUUGCUUUCGACUUCAUCGGUUCUUUUGAUCUCAAACAUUGUUUUCGUAGUAAAUUGUUGAUGUAAGCACGAGGAUCGGAUCAACUGCUUUGAGUUUAUCUUAGUAGCUUACUUGAGAUGAACUGAAGUCCGAAUACAAGUGUUCUGCCUUAGCUGCUACGGGUUGCGAAAUCACCCUUGAAAUAUUUCAAGGACGAUUCAGCCCACCUGUCAGUGGUGGUGGAGCCCUUCAAUCCAUCCUAGGUGUAUGUCGUGGGAGAUGGAAACUGUACAUUUGCUAUCCCAUUCGGUGGGCUGUCAUUUAUGGGAGCAUCAUGCAAAUGUUGACAGCUUUCUAUAAG